AUGAUGAUUCAUGAGACAAGAUCUCGGGCUCACUCAUCUGGUGAUGAAGAGAAAAUUAUGACUAAGAAACAGAAGGCAGAAGGCAAGGAGCAUGAAUCCGAGCAUUCGCCGAAGAAGGCGAAAAAUGGGAAUGGAAAUUCAAGUGGAAAAUCAAGAGACAAAAUUGCUGCAGAGUUUGAGAGAUUAUGUGUUGAGUAA
Ilex paraguariensis (yerba mate) is the source of this 198-nucleotide messenger RNA. The record is from the annotation of a GenBank genome assembly. NCBI's taxonomy places the organism in Eukaryota, Viridiplantae, Streptophyta, Magnoliopsida, Aquifoliales, Aquifoliaceae.